AAACUCUCUCCCCCGAGAGAGGCGCGUUUGCUGGAGUUAACGUGUUGUGCUGGUUCUUCCAUCCGAGGCUGCCGGUGCGUGUUUGUUCCUGGAACCGGAAUCCUAGGACACAGAAUCUUCGCCAUGGAUCCCUCUCCAGCCUCUUCCAGUUUCCUUUCGGACUCGGAUUUCUGCACCGAAUGUGGCUCAGUUCUGCCUCUCCCAGGAACUUUGGACACAGUGACUUGCGCCAGAUGCGGUUUCUCCAUAGACGUGCGGGAGUUCGAAGGGAAGGUGGUGGAGACCUCGAUCGUGUUCCAUAAAUUGGGAACAACAGCUUUAAUAGUGCCAGAGGAAGAGGGGCCCGAGUUCCAGGGGCCAGUGAUUGAUAGGCGUUGUUCCAAUUGUGGUCAUGAGGGAAUGGCAUAUCACACCAGGCAGAUGCGCUCAGCUGAUGAAGGACAGACUGUCUUUUAUACCUGUACUAACUGCAGGUUUCAAGAGAAAGAAGACUCUUGAUCUCUACUCUCUUGGAUUCAGUCCCUUCUGUUUGAAAGCAUUUUUCUUCCACAGAGGCCUGCUUUGAUGGCACAUGAUAUAGAAGUGACCUGAGUUCUCCAAGGGUUUGGAAUGUGUCUUCGGUUUCAGCCUCAGAGAUUCUAAGUAUAUCACUGAAGAAGUUAAGAGAGUGGGCCUUUGUUUCUGAGAAAAGCUUGGGAAAUUAUUAAAAGAACUAUGCAGUUUCCCAGAAGCAGUCCAGUUCUUCCUGUUUUGCAAUUAUAGAUUUGUUUUAUUAUCCAUUUUUAAGGUUCCCAGAAAUGUACAAAUGACAAACUUUAUCAGUUGUCUAAGGGUAUCUCAUAACUUAAACAAUUGGCAUUCUCUUCACAAAGUCCUAUUAUGUUAUUAUUAUUAUAUGAGGUAAUCUUGGAUUCUUGAAAGUUCUGACAGGUUCUGCUUAGCUAGAAAGGCUUCAGAUACCAUCCCAGAAACACAUCUGCUUCCCAAGGACUAGCUUAAUUUCAAAAACACAGACUUUUUAGUGAUAGCUGCCAUAAGUCAUAAAACAGAAAAAUAUGAAAUGACUCAAUGUAAUAGUGGCUUCUUUUUACAUUGUCAGAGUGGUAGAGUGAUGGAAAAGAGAGGAACUCAAAUAGAGAUUUUUGUCUAAUGACCAACAAAUAAACAUCCAACUAAAAGAAUUGUAUAAACCUUUACGUUCAUUUUAAAUUAAACCAGAAGACAAACUAAAA
Molecule: messenger RNA, 1232 nt
Organism: Antechinus flavipes (yellow-footed antechinus)
Lineage: Eukaryota; Metazoa; Chordata; Mammalia; Dasyuromorphia; Dasyuridae
Gene: POLR1H
Product: RNA polymerase I subunit H
Exons: 6
Coding region: 124-498 (124 amino acids)
Biological process (GO): termination of RNA polymerase I transcription; DNA-templated transcription
Cellular component (GO): RNA polymerase I complex
Molecular function (GO): nucleic acid binding; zinc ion binding; DNA-directed RNA polymerase activity
Source: RefSeq, a predicted model, not a curated record